UAGAGGUUGUGUAAGCUGGAAAUAAUUAGUAAAGUGUUGACAAGUCUGUCUUAUAUUAUCCUCAGAUAUUAUCCUCUGAUGUCAUCCAAGCCCAAAUGACUCCAUUUAUUUCAUAACAAAUCAGCAUGGAUGAGCACAAGCUUGAAGACCAGCUGAGACCAAAUAUUGAUAGAAGUGUGGAUGGUGAACAUUCAUCCACGUCCUUGGAAAUUGUGGUUUCUUGCAAUACUCCAGAGACGAAAAUUGAGCGGGAUAUAUCCAAUGCAGAGGAUUUAGGAGACUGUCAGAUUUCUGCUAGUGAUAAUUGCACUCUGCCAGAUGUCGAGUCGUGUAUUCAUCCAUUGGGUUCUAUAAAAGCUGAUACUGCUAGAAGUUGUCGGUUGAAUGCUGCGAGUGUGUCGGAAAAAUUAACUGAAUCAGGAGCCGGGGAAGAGGACAGAAUAUUAGACAAAGAUGACAAGGAUUUAGAAAGAUUUUCCAUCAAUAGUUUUUUAAAUGAUGAUAGUGUUGUGGAAUUUUCUGUUGAAAAUACUAUAAAUACAGAGCCAGAAGAAACCAAAAUAUUUUUUGAGCAAAAAACAGAACGUGAAAGUCACGACACUGAAACAGAUAAACUGAGUCGGCCCAGCUCUUCCGAAAGUGAUAAAAUAUCAUCAUCAUCAUCGCGUUCAGUUCAUGAUGAGCCACAAAAUUCAAACUAUCUUCUCACAGAGAUUGAAAGUCUGUUGACUGCAUCGGAUGGAUGCAGUCCCGACUCUGACUUUGAGAUCAGUAAAGUUGACUUCUCUUCCGCCCCCAAAGAAAAUCUGAUGAAAAUUUUGUCGUGCUUGUUAGAUGAGUGUGAUUCAUUAAAGAGAGAUAAAGCAAGGUUAGAGGGAGAGGUGGACAGGCUGGAGGCCGACCACUCCUCCCAGGUGUAUGAAGCACAGAUACAAGCGUUGGAGAAAACUCUAGCACAAGCACAAGCUGACUCGUGCAGCUGGCAAGAGAAACUACAACAAGCUGAGGAGAAUUACAUGAAGGAAAAUAUCAAGAUUCGGUGCGACCUGACGGCUCGUCUAGAGUACAUGACCAAAGAGUACGAAGCUGCCAACAGGGACAAAGAGUCCAUGGUGAUUAAAUAUGCUACAUCAGAGAGAGAGGUAAUAGUGGCCAAGAAGCAGAAGGAAGCAGUUGAGAAGAAGAUGAAGGAAAUGGAGAAGGAGAGAGAGCAACUAGUCAGUAAGAACAAGAUGUUGAUAUCAGAGCGCGCUCGUAUCUGCCAGACUCUGGACACUAAGGUGCAGAAAAAUAAUUGGUAUCAACGGGAGGUGGAGAGGCUGAAGGAAGAUAUCAACAGCCGAGAUAUCAAGAUCAAAUGGGCGCAGACUAAGCUCAAGGCUGAGAUGGAGGCACACCAGGAAACUCAAGGGAAGCUGGACCGAGCACUAACAAAGAUUACGAAGCAUGAGGAGGAGUUGAAGACCGUCAAAGAUGAAGCUGAGAGUAUUGUGCGUACCACCAGGGACAGCGAGAACUCCAGGGCAAACAUUUUAGAUAUGCAGCUUAAGGAGGAGAAAGCCCGGCUUAUCAUGGAGCGGCAAGCUAACGAGAGCAGAGGGUCUGCUUUCAACCGGCUGUCAGCAGAGUUGGAGGCUCUGAAGCUGAAGCGUGCAGCUCUGCUGGAGGAAUCUACAUCUCUGAAAAAGAAAGUGGCGACUUACGAGGCGGAACGGAGUGAAACUGAGAAAUUGUUUACAAGUUUACGCAGUGAAGUGACGGCAUCACGACAGGAGGCGGCAGACCUCAGUCACCAGCUGUCUAACUCAACACAUCUCCAGCAGCAGCUUAACAGGGAGCGUGAAGAGGUGGCCACGGCGAACCGGGAGAUUGAUCGGCUACAAGCUAACAACAACGAGAUAGAGAGCGAACUUCUCGCCUGCCGACAAAAGGAAGCGGAACUGCUAGCCUUCACGCAGAAAUUGACCGACAAGAAUGUACAGAUUCAGAGUCAAUUCUCCGCACUUCAGUCGAAGACGCAACUGAUGGAACUUGUGCAAACGGAGAUGAAAGCAGAAUUAGACGAGCUCAAGGUGCAGAAGUUGAAAUUGAAGACAGACCUUGCUAAAGAAAAUCAAACACACAUUUCCGAGUUAGAGCAGCUCAGACGGCAGCUAGCGGGGAGAUCGGAAGAGGUGAGACAGUUGACUACCAAAGUUAUGGAACUUGAAAACGAGAUCCAGGUGCUCAACAAGAAGCAUAAUAACUCUUUAAAAGACAUCACCCGGGAGAUGCAGAAACUCCGGAAGCGUUUAGCGAUCCAAGAGAACAGCCCUGGCGGAGGUAGCGGAGCCGGCAGCGGAGUCGUGUCGAGUGGACGGUCAUCUCAGUCGGCAACUCCGCAUGACUCCUUAUCUCAGGGGUCAAGAGCUUCUUCCAACACUUCCCUUAAUACCAUCGAAUACCAGAGUACCAAUGGUAGCAGUCCUCAUUCUCAGGACUCUCUGCCACCUCUUCACGACCCAAUUGUGACCCAGCAGCUACUCGUUGACCGAAUUAUAAAACUCCAGAAGUCUGCCGCCCGACGCUCGGAAAAAAUUGAGUUCCUGGAGGAGCAUAUUUCUCACUUAGUGUCGGAGGUGAAGAAGAAGUCUCGUAUUAUCCAUCAUUAUAUUAUGAAGGAAGAGGCAGGAGCCCUGGCAAAUUCUGCCUCAGAUGACUCCAAGUCUUCCAUUGCAAACGGUGGACGAGUGCAAAGAAAGAGCCAGGCUGAGCUGAUGCGUCACGGAGGUAUCAUGGCGUCGGUGUACGGGUCAGCGCCGCGCGAUGGAUCCAUGACCCUGGAACUCUCUCUGGAGAUCAACAGGAAGUUACAGGCAGUUCUGGAAGACACCUUACUCAAGAAUAUCACCUUAAAGGAGAACCUCAACACCCUGGGAGAUGAGAUUGCUAAGAUAUCCCGCCAGAACCAGGAGCUGGAGUCUCAUAAAUAACAAGACCAGGAGCUGGAAGUCCCAUAAGUGAUGUAUGGGGAGUGGAGAGUCAUUGUAGACUUAUCUCUAUGGUGAAGCUGUAAACCCAUAAGGGUGGUGUAGCACCUAGGUCAUGGGGGAGGUUAAUCACGUUUGAUCCAUAGUAAGGGCUACAUGGCUCCAUUUCCUUGGAUCAAGGGGCCUCCACCAGCAUGACUGCCUUGUGACAUGGUGGUGACAGGCACCUUGGCACCUUGGUCAAGGGCUCUUGAUCCAGUGAAUGGGAGCUUCCCCCUCCAUUCCCUUAUGCCACAUCAAAUUGCUAUCCCCAUUCACCAGGGACUGUACAACUCAUACAGGUUUAGCGCUUCCCCUAUGACGUGGGUCCGUGCACAAGAUUCACGAAUACAUGAUAGGCCUAAAAUAAUGUCCUCAGUCAAUAUUAUAUAAAUAUAUUUAUAACAUAU
Cherax quadricarinatus is the source of this 3418-nucleotide messenger RNA. Lineage: Eukaryota; Metazoa; Arthropoda; Malacostraca; Decapoda; Parastacidae. The record is from RefSeq and is a predicted model, not a curated record.